Messenger RNA from Psammomys obesus (fat sand rat), 4825 nucleotides. It is a transcript of the gene Antxr1, whose product is annotated as ANTXR cell adhesion molecule 1. Lineage: Eukaryota; Metazoa; Chordata; Mammalia; Rodentia; Muridae. Gene Ontology annotation, cellular component: membrane. The transcript has 18 exons. The record is from RefSeq and is a predicted model, not a curated record. Bases 1 to 1590 code for a protein of 529 amino acids. Gene Ontology annotation, molecular function: signaling receptor activity.
AUGGUAACAAAGAUGGUGGUCAUGGUAGACAUAGCGGUGAUGAUGACGUCCGGAAGCGUGCUGCAUCACUGGAAUGAAAUCUACUACUUUGUGGAGCAGCUGGCUCACAGGUUCAUCAGCCCGCAGCUCAGGAUGUCCUUCAUCGUCUUCUCUACUCGAGGGACAACCUUAAUGAAACUGACUGAGGACAGGGAACAGAUCCGACAAGGCCUAGAAGAACUCCAGAAAGUUCUGCCAGGAGGAGACACUUACAUGCACGAAGGAUUUGAAAGGGCCAGUGAGCAGAUUUACUAUGAAAGCAGUCAAGGAUACAGGACAGCGAGUGUCAUCAUCGCACUGACGGACGGGGAGCUGCAUGAAGACCUCUUCUUCUACUCGGAGAGAGAGGCCAACAGAUCUCGAGACCUUGGUGCGAUCGUUUACUGCGUUGGCGUGAAGGAUUUCAAUGAAACUCAGCUGGCUCGGAUCGCAGACAGUAAGGACCACGUGUUUCCUGUGAAUGAUGGCUUCCAGGCUCUUCAAGGCAUCAUCCACUCGAUUUUAAAGAAAUCCUGCAUUGAAAUUCUAGCAGCGGAACCAUCCACCAUAUGUGCAGGAGAGUCCUUUCAAGUGGUCGUGAGAGGAAAUGGCUUCCGACAUGCCCGAAAUGUGGACAGGGUCCUCUGCAGCUUCAAGAUCAAUGACUCAGUCACACUCAAUGAGAAGCCCUUUGCUGUGGAAGAUACUUACUUGCUGUGCCCAGCGCCAAUCUUAAAAGAAGUUGGCAUGAAAGCCGCACUGCAAGUCAGCAUGAAUGACGGCCUGUCCUUCAUCUCCAGUUCCGUCAUCAUCACCACCACACAGUGUUCAGACGGCUCCAUCCUGGCGAUUGCCCUGCUGAUCCUCUUCCUGCUGCUGGCCCUGGCGCUGCUCUGGUGGUUCUGGCCCCUGUGCUGCACAGUGAUCAUUAAGGAGGUUCCCCCGCCCCCUGUGGAGGAGAGUGAGGAAGAAGACGAUGACGGUCUGCCGAAGAAAAAAUGGCCAACGGUAGAUGCCUCUUACUAUGGUGGCCGUGGUGUUGGAGGCAUCAAAAGGAUGGAGGUCCGCUGGGGAGAAAAGGGCUCCACAGAAGAAGGGGCUAAGCUGGAAAAAGCAAAGAAUGCGAGAGUCAAGAUGCCAGAGCAGGAGUAUGAGUUCCCCGAACCCCGAAAUCUCAAUAACAACAUGCGUCGGCCUUCUUCUCCCCGGAAGUGGUACUCACCCAUCAAGGGAAAACUCGACGCCUUGUGGGUCCUGCUAAGGAAAGGGUAUGACCGAGUGUCCGUGAUGAGGCCACAGCCGGGAGACACGGGCCGCUGCAUCAACUUCACCAGAGUGAAGAACAGUCAGCCAGCCAAAUACCCCCUCAACAACACCUACCAUCCCAGCUCAGCACCGCCGGCUCCUAUCUACACUCCUCCACCCCCUGCUCCCCACUGCCCUCCCCCAGCCCCCAGCGCCCCCACUCCUCCCAUCCCUUCCCCACCAUCCACUCUCCCCCCUCCCCCUCAGGCCCCACCCCCCAACAGGGCACCACCCCCCUCCCGACCUCCUCCAAGGCCUUCUGUCUAGAACCCAAAGUCUGUGCCCUGGGCUGCCUGAGAAACUCCAGCAGAGCCUCCUCUGCUGACAGAAAGAUCUGCCCAGCCCACGUGGUGAGCAGCGGCUGACAUUUGCACGAUUAAAAAGCAAGUCGUGAUGGGCAGAAGAAAAUGGGAAUUUUGAACUGCCUGAAGACAAACAAUGAGACAAUGACAGUCACAUUUCUAGCCUGUGACCCCUCGCUUCCAGAGGAAGGUUCCAGAGACGGCCACAUUGCCAAUAUGUUCUCAGACAGAUUAUCUCCCAUGGAGGAGGCCAGGAAGAAAAUGAUUGCUGAGCAUGAUUGCAGCAUUGGAUAGGAAAUGCCCUGGCUGAGGUUCUGGAUGCCGCCUCCCGGACCUGACUCUUGACCCUUGGACUGGGAAGCAGGCCAUCCUCACCCCUGGGCACUGCCCAGCAACUCUGACAACAGGAGGUGUCCCUAGUGUGCAUCAAGCAGGUAUCCGGCUGGGCUCUGCAGGCUGCCUUCUAGGAGAACAUCUGCUCUAUUCUCUUUCCCAACCCUUCCGGCUUCCCGGUGAGGAGGGAGACAGGGGCUGCCGCGGGAAAGGUGUGUUGCCAUGCUGAGAGGUUAGCAAAGCCGGUCCUUAGCGCUGACGGAAAAGUGUGGAUGGGAGCAUCAGGUGUUACAUCUAGCCAGCCACAGUCCCUAAACCGGCAAGCCUUGUCAUUGUCAAAGGCAACCUGCCAACGAUUCACCUUCAAACAUAUCGAGGUUUGGCUUUGGCAUAGAUAAGAGCUGCUCACACGGCGCCUUCCGAGUGACACCCACAGGGUCCUUCAUCUUCAGUACACGAGAGACUUCUAAAUCCAGCUGAGUGGAAGUAGUCCCGACUUGAUGAGAAAACUUCCUAGGUGGUUCCCUCUGAAACGGGCCAUUGUAUGGAAGGAGUAUUUCUCCUUGGCUUUUCAACCUGUUCAAAUACUACCAGUUGUUAAAUAAGGGAAAAUACACCCAGUGUGUAACACAGAAAAUCUCUGCCUGAGACCCCCACCCCACUUCUUCCUUGUCGUUCUGAAGCUGCUUGUUCAGUGAGCCCUUUGUCAAAGGCAGAGUGCAACCCAUGCAAAAUGAUGCUUCCAUCCUGUUCCCACACACCCUAAAAUUCUGGUCUCUGGCUCCUAGAACUCGAAACUCUUCCCUGGAACAAAAGAAAUAAAAUAAAUACAAGCUCUUAUGCUUUGGGCUGUGAGCUACGAAGCUCCUUCAAGGACUCAAGUUAGCCUGUCUUUCAGCUCGUACGGAACAAAGGCAUCCAAGCAUAGUGCGCUCUGUAGACAUCAAUUCUCGUUCCCAGGCAGACAUUACUAAUCAAUCUCAGCAGUACUUCUCAAAUUAACCCAAUGAUAUUUUCCCACAAUACUUGAAAUCACUCCUCUAAGGACCCAUCAAUCAUCAGUUAGAAUUGAGAGAGAUAAAUGCUAUUUGUAAUCCCUCCCUUAGAAAGAAAAGCAGAGGAAUGGAGGAGCCACCAGCAUAAAGCGUAUUGUCUAUGGAAAAUCGACCUGGGAGAGCACCUAAGUCCAAGACAGUAAUGUUCCACCCUUGGUGCCAAUACCAAAGUAACACCUUCCCAAGUGUACCCCAGACCUUGCCCUUCUCCCUGUGGCUGCCAUUCCCCGCUUCUCAGGAGUUAGGAAAGCGACCUCCUUCACCCUUACUGUGCCCUGCACUUUCCUCUUGUAGAACAUGGCUUCUUUAGUGUAGUUUCUCAUAAUGCAGGGGCCAGAAUGUCUCAGCCACCUGAGGUGACAUUGCUAGACCCCAGAAAACCAUUCCAAGGAGAAUGAGCUCCCCGGGCUCAAAGCAUGGAGACAAUGAGCCCAUGGCAACUGUUUUGACUGCUGGCAGUACAAAACAGGCCACCCACUCCCCCACUGCACAAUUUGUACAGCCAUGAGAUAGUCCGAAUCAAGAUGCUGUUCCACAAGAGUGGGCUCCGGGGAAGGCAGCAAGCUCCCGAGAGCAGGCCUUGCUGGGCCCUGUGCAGUUUCAAAGGAGGCCGUGAUGUGUCUGAGGAAUAAGGGAUGCUGAUGUCUGGUGGUUCUGAGAAGUAUUUACAAGGUUUGGCCUUGGAAUUGACCCAACGUCUUCCCUGGUCAUUCAGAAUCAUGGUUAGAAGUUUCUAGAAGCUGGCCAAGGUUACGACCUUUCACAGUAGGCUUCCACAGGCAGGAAAAGCCUUUACCUGGUUGAGGUUGACAAAGUCCAUAGGUUCUGUGUGAUUCCCUGUGAGCAACAGAGAUGGUGGUUGUAAUUAAGAAACUGCAUGCAUUAUCUGUUUGACCCCUUGUGAUUGUCCUCAUGAAGUUUUUUUUUUUAUAUAAAAGCCAAAUUUUGUUGUAUAUAUUCAUGUUCCACGUGACAGAAGGAAGCAUGUCCUGUCGGUGUGGAUAAGAACAGUUGUAGUAAAUUAUUAAAGCCAAUGAUGUUUCAUGGCCGGUCACUUUACCAAGCUGUGCUUGUUCAGUUCCUAUGACCAUUCUGCUUUUACAAUGUACAAAUAGUUACUGAACCGACGACACCCUCGUUUACACAACAGCCACAACAGCCUUGCUGAGAACUGCUGUCCCUCUGCUGUGACGGCCAGCUGGCUAGCAGGGUCCUGCCUGGAGCUCCACACACUCUCCUGUGAGACAGAAGAGCUGUCUUUCCCCAGCUUUACCCAUAAACUAGUGGAAAGUCUUGGCUCUCCAACCUGGGCCAGGAGUCUCCCCGGAACCCUGAGGAUGAGCAGAAAUGAUCUUCACAGAAUGUGACGGUGGAAAAAUCCACCAAAUAAUAAUCGUGAGAUAAUGACCAUCAGUUCAGGAACAAAAGGAAUGGAUGCUGUGUAAAACGGGUGGAAUUUGUUUGCAAGCUGUACAAAGCUGGCUGGUACUCACCAGGAGGGAGGGAAGGAGCGCUCUGGUCAGGUGGGGUUUUGGGGUUUUGUUUUGUUUUGUUUUUAGUUAUCUGAGCUCAGCUGCGUCACCAUGCUUGGAGAACCAGUUUAAAAGAAUUAAGAGUAUGAUUUCUGAAUACACAUACCGCUAAACUCUUCUCUUUUUCUAUGAUAACUUAGUUAUGGUUUCAGCGUCUCUGAGUUAUUGUUAUAAAAGAUCUGUCACCACCAUAUCACACUGCAGGAGACUGGGCUGAACCUGUACAAUGGUAUACCCUGGAAGUUGCUUUUUUAAAAUAAUAAUAAUAAAUAAAUACCUA